This is a messenger RNA of Pungitius pungitius (ninespine stickleback), 996 nucleotides long. It is a transcript of the gene hmg20a, whose product is annotated as high mobility group 20A. Lineage: Eukaryota; Metazoa; Chordata; Actinopteri; Perciformes; Gasterosteidae. The transcript has 4 exons. Gene Ontology annotation, biological process: regulation of gene expression. The coding region runs from base 127 to 465 and encodes 112 amino acids. The record is from RefSeq and is a predicted model, not a curated record. Gene Ontology annotation, cellular component: nucleus.
CCCCCCCCCCCCAAACCCCCCUCUCUCUGCCAACAGAAGGAUGUGGAAGGGAAGGACAGAACCGUGUUCGACAUACCGAUCUUCACGGAGGAGUUCCUCAACCACAGCAAAGCGCGCGAAGCGGAGAUGCGGCAGCUGCGUAAGACCAACAUGGAGUACGAGGAGCGCAACGCGGCGCUGCAGAAGCACGUGGAGAGCAUGCGCGGCGCGGUGGAGAGGCUGGAGGGCGACGUGAUGCAGGAGAGGGGACGCAACGGCCUCCUCCACCAGCACCUGGAGACGCUGCGGCAGGCGCUCACCUGCAGCUUCGCCGCCGUGCCUCUGCCCGCCAGCGGGGAGACGCCCACUCUGGACAGCAUCGACUCGUACAUGAAGAAGCUCCACAGCAUCAUCGUCAGCAGCCCCCAGGAUAACGAGCACCUCAUCAGCACUGUGAGAGACGUGGUCAACCGCUUGGACAGAUAAUUGGACCGGGUCCCCACCGCCCCCCCCCCCCCCCCUCCCCGACUUGAUGGAUUGAGACCCACAGGGCAGAGGCUGCUCCCUCACGGUGGUUCUUCCUCCCGGUCCGUCAUUGAUUUUAAUGCGUCUUUUAUUACUCUGCAAAGGUGAUGUAGCGUCUCAUAUUUAUUUAUUAUUGUUUUUUUACAUUUUAAAACAAAAAGCAAAAAAAAAACUCUUGUUCACACUUAAAUAUAGCUGUAGAUUGUUUUGUACAAUACUCAAAUGGCAGGACAUUAAGGAGUUUCAUGUCCCUCCUGGUGCGUCUUCACUGUCCAUUUAUAGCGAGAUGUUUGCACAGUGGUAUCUACAGCGCCAUCAAACAUGGUCUGAUGAAAGAAAAAUGUGUCAUUGGGGUUUUAUUCAGCACAUCCAAGAGAACUGCUGAGCAGACUUUGCUUUUUUCACACUCUGUUGAAGAAAAACAUGUGCCAUUUGUUUCUUUUUCCUGUGUGAGAAAGUGUUUGUGUUUUCAAUAAACGUAUUUACAUUUGA